Hermetia illucens (black soldier fly) is the source of this 2580-nucleotide messenger RNA. It is a transcript of the gene Vsx1, whose product is annotated as homeobox protein goosecoid. NCBI's taxonomy places the organism in Eukaryota, Metazoa, Arthropoda, Insecta, Diptera, Stratiomyidae. The transcript is spliced from 3 exons. Bases 501 to 1598 code for a protein of 365 amino acids. Gene Ontology annotation, molecular function: sequence-specific double-stranded DNA binding; DNA-binding transcription factor activity, RNA polymerase II-specific. Gene Ontology annotation, cellular component: nucleus. Gene Ontology annotation, biological process: regulation of transcription by RNA polymerase II. The record is from RefSeq and is a predicted model, not a curated record.
UGCCAGUUUACAUUACUCUCUUUGAACCCGUCGAAGAAAACGUUUUUUUCUCUCUCUUUGUGAGUGUACAGAUUUUUUGAAUUGCCCUUACAUUUGGCAGUAUCCUGUUUUAUUCUUGUUGUUUAUAUUUUCAACUGACUGGUGCAAUUAUUAGAUUGUGUCCUUAUAGAUGACAGUGCGAUGUUCGCGAGCUAUUUGUAUUCCUAUUAGAAACUCAGUUGGACAAAGUUGAAAAGGACGCAGGUUAGAGUUUUUGGUGUGGAAAAGUUUUCAUGUUUUGAGAAAUAUCCUUGCCUGUUGUGACACUAAUACGGAUGGUAGAACAAUUUAGGAGAAAAACUGUGAUCUGUGUUAGCCCAUACUUUUAAAAAAAUGUGCAGUAUGAACCUCGAUUCAAUCGAAUUCAGUGGAAAAUAAAAGAAAAACCUUUGCCAAGCUAGUGAAAACAAAGUAGUGCUAAGAAAAACUGAUCCCUUAUCUGCCGUCGGCUUACGAAUUCAAUGCAAGCAAAAAUGCGAACACCUUUUGCCAUCCAGGAAAUCCUUGGAUUAGGCGUUGGGCGCCAAACAAACAACAAUUCACCACCACCAUUGAAUGCAACUCUCUCACCAAUUUCAGCGGACAAUGACUCAUUAUCGCCUGGUAUAACAGGGGGCGGAGGUGGUAAUGGCGGUUGUCCACCAGGACCCUAUCAAUUACCAGUUUUCAAUCCUGCUAGUUUCUAUGCAGCCGCCGGCUACGAACAGAAUCAACUAAAUGCCGCUGCACAUCAUCAUCAUAUGACAACACUGGCAGCGGCGGCCUACUUAAGAGGAUUUUUACCGCCCGGAUUUAAUCCGCCACACGAAUUUCGCGGUCACUUUCAACAGCAUUUCGCAGGACAGUUUGAUCAAUCCCGGGGCGAUUUCAAUGGGUUAACCUCUCCCGACGAGCAUUGUGGACAUGGCGGCAUCGGGAAUGGAAGCAGUCUGGCUGGAGAACAUUGUUCAGCAGCAGCUGCUGCAGCGGCUGCUGCCUUGGUGGUUGGACAUCAUGGCGAUGGUUUAUCACCUGGCGGGAGUAGUAAAAAGAAGAACAAACGACGACAUGGAAGAACUAUAUUUACAAGUAAUCAAUUGGAUGAUUUGGAAAAGGCAUUUAAGGAAGCCCAUUAUCCGGAUGUUAGUGCAAGAGAAACGUUAUCGAUGAAAACUGGAUUACCGGAAGAUAGAAUUCAGGUGUGGUUCCAAAAUCGUCGGGCAAAAUGGCGUAAAACCGAAAAAUGCUGGGGACAUAGCACAAAAAUGGCUGAAUACGGACUUUAUGGUGCAAUGGUCAGACACUCUCUACCACUACCUGACACAAUUUUGAAGUCAGCAAAGGACGAUGAAUCUGUGGCCCCGUGGCUCCUAGGCAUGCAUAAGAAAUCUCUCGAAGCUGCUGAAAUACUGAAAAGCGAUGAAAGUGAUCGUGAAACACCAACCUCCGACGAUACCAACACCUCAUACUCAGCCAGCAGUACUCACAACUCCCCCAUCUCUUCAUUUUCAAUAUCGCGCCUGCUAUUCGAUGCCCCCAAGAAACAGGAGGAGAACGCCACACAUCAGGAGAUGAGGUGAACUUUGAACCUCAUCCAGUGAACAAAUGAAGGGGAAAUGCUUUUAUAAAUUUAAAUUAAAGUAGCAAGUAAGCUAGAAGUAGUAUAGAAUGAAGGAAAAUACAAUUAUAUAUGUCAGGAAAAACCACUCGCAGUUUAUUAGGAAGAGAAAGUGGCAAAGAACAUUUCUAUUGCAAUUUACCGUGUAUUUCGAUACGAAAUUUCAAAAGCGACAAAACAAAACGAAUAUUGUAUCUAAUUCUGAUUGUAUAGAAGUAAUGCGUUAGUGAUAUUAGAAGUUGUUAUAACCAUUAAAAGGUAAUAAGUAAAUACAUUUUCCAGUGAAAUCUACAUGCAAAUUAUAAGAACGAAGAAAAGAAAACUCAAAUCGAAAACAUCGAAAAUGCAUUUCAAGCAAAUUUCAAACAAAUUAAUUCAAAGCUCAGAUAUUGCAGCAAACAAUAUAAAAUGUUAGCAACGAUUUUAAAAACGCCAGUAGUCUUAAAGGAACGAAUCAAUGUCAUAUUCUUACUGAGUUUCCCCCAAUUACCCGUAAUUAUCCUCAUUGUAAAUAGCUCGCGAAUCCAUGAUUAUGUCCCUCUAAAACUUAAUAGAUUACGUGACCGUAGUACUUAUCGUCUAAGUUGGUUCUCAAAAUAACAAAAUUGUGCUUGAGGGCGUUCGAAAGUGAUACCGUGCAUGAAUGGAAGGCUCGCAGGAAAGAAGAUAAAUAUACACACUCGUAGUAGAAAUUGGAUAGAGAAAAUUUUAGAUAAAUAAGCGACAGUUGAUAAAAGGCAAAAGAAAACGUACUAAGUAAGAAUAUUUGCAAUUGUCUAUAUUCAGUAAUGCGAUUUUAAUUUGAUAGGAAGCUGGUUGACUCUUCUCUUCUAUAAACAUAGCAUAACCCAUAGUGUAUAUGGAAAUCUGUACGAAUAGUUUUUAUUUAAAAAAUAAAGUAAAACAAAUUGUAUGAAUGUGAACAUAAUAGAAAUGCAAUGAUA